Molecule: messenger RNA, 5195 nt
Organism: Hippocampus zosterae (dwarf seahorse)
Lineage: Eukaryota; Metazoa; Chordata; Actinopteri; Syngnathiformes; Syngnathidae
Gene: nudt3b
Product: nudix (nucleoside diphosphate linked moiety X)-type motif 3b
Exons: 5
Coding region: 212-748 (178 amino acids)
Biological process (GO): diadenosine pentaphosphate catabolic process; diadenosine hexaphosphate catabolic process; adenosine 5'-(hexahydrogen pentaphosphate) catabolic process
Cellular component (GO): nucleus; cytoplasm
Molecular function (GO): bis(5'-adenosyl)-pentaphosphatase activity; diphosphoinositol-polyphosphate diphosphatase activity; endopolyphosphatase activity
Source: RefSeq, a predicted model, not a curated record
UUAAAUUACGUCGUGGGCGUAGUGGCUCCUUGUAAUGGCGACCGUGCCGUAGAUGCGCCGAGAUGUGUAAAAAUGAAGCGGAGAAGAAGUUAUUUAUAUUGAAGUGAAUACGCCGAGGUUCCUCCGGAGGAGGACUUUGUGUCGACUAGCGUCGCCUUCGAACGUGGUCGAUUGAGCCGUGCUUUUCGAACGCCUGUGCAGCUCCUUCACGAUGAUGAAGCUCAAGUCUAACCAGACCCGGACAUACGACGGGGACGGCUACAAGAAGCGCGCCGCCUGCCUGUGUUUCAGGAGCGAAUCGGAGGAGGAGGUGCUGCUGGUGAGCAGCAGUAGACAUCCCGAUAAGUGGAUCGUUCCUGGAGGGGGUAUGGAACCUGAAGAGGAGCCUAGCGUCGCUGCCACUCGGGAGGUGUGCGAGGAGGCGGGUGUGAAAGGGACGUUGGGUCGGUUAGUUGGCGUGUUCGAGAACCAAGAGAGGAAACACAGAACUUUCGUCUAUGUUCUGAUCGUGACGGAGGUUCUGGAGGACUGGGAGGACUCACUCAACAUUGGGAGGAAAAGGGAAUGGUUUAAAAUAGACGAUGCCAUACAGUUGUUGCGGAGUCACAAGCCAGUGCAGGCCACCUACUUUGAGGCUCUCCAGGAGAGCUGCCUGACCAGCAACGGGACCCCCUUGGCGGCCACGAUAGGUGGGGAACUCUCCUCCACCUACAGCAUCAACCAGAGCUCCGUCUCGGAUAUCAGAUAACUAAAAACCCAAACUGAACACCAACCACAGCGACCCCUACACUCUCCACGUCAGGAGCUUUGGCCACCACUUGCGCUCUUAUGUUUCUUCUUCGUCUUCUUCUUCUUCUUCUUCUACUUCUUCUUCUACUGUCUGCUUUGCCUUGCCAACUCCUCGGCGCCGCCGUGGUGGCACAGACUGGAUGACGACUGUAUGCGGAAACACUUUUUGACCUUUUGUUUUCCUUAUUUACUGAACCUCGUUGCAUGAAAACAAACAAAAAAAAGCUCCCCCACCCUGCGAUGCGCCCUUAGGUUUCAAUUGAAUGAAAAAGAACUACUUUUUACUGUUGUCAUGUAAAAGUGUGUAUCUAUCUCGUACUUAAAACUGAAAAGACUUUUAGUGGCCCUUUUUAAAAGACGUUCCUUCUGUUUUUCUCAUUUUCUGUGCCCCCUGGUCUCUUGUUUCUUUGGAUAUCAUUCAGUUCUUUUUUUUUUUGUCCCCCCCCCCCCCUCUCCCGGGUUUAUUUUAUUUUUUUAUUAUGCUUGUCAGAUCUUAGUUAUAUCCUCUCGGGGACAAGGUGCACAUUCACUCCAAAAAAGAGAGUGGAAAGAAUGUCAACAUGCCUUUACCUCGAGUGUUUGUUUUUUUGUUUUUGUUGGGGUUUUUUUAAACAUGUUUUCUCCUGUGAUCGACUGAAAUGUCUUCCGCCGCACGCCGAGGGUCAAAGUACAAACAUUUCAAAAACCAUGCAGCACAUAUCCUGUUUUCCCUCCUCAUGCUCAGUUUGUUUCAAUUGUUUACAUUACAGGUGACUUUAGUGGGCACGUUUCCUUCCCUUUUUUUUUUCCCUUUCUUUGGGGGUGAACUUUCCUCCUGUUGUAUUGACACAGAUGUCAAUCCAGGAGGCGGAAAUCAGUAUUGCUCCCGACAUUUUUUUUGUAAUCUAACAACGUGCCCUGUAUGAUCUUGCUUGUUUGUUCUUUUACACUGGACACACAGUGCAUACAGAUAGUAGCGAAGGAUCUAUUCGGUGUCCGUGACAUUUGGUGUGCUACAGAUUUCUGCCUACCGUGGGCUUUGUGGGAAAAUUGGGAGGGAUUUAUGUAUUUAAUCUGCAUCCUACCCAGUUUGACAUUGACAGUAAGAGAAGCAGUGGUGCCGUGAUUGGCAGGCUGCAGCGCAAACAAGCCUUGUACAGUGUGAAACUUUGUUUUUCACAUGUCAAAUGAUUUUUAGAUACUAGUUUAUUUCCGUUUCCUUCUCUCUAAACGUCUGGCAAGAGUCUCUUUAGCCGCGCCACGAAAGCCGCCGGCUCCAAACUGUGAAACUGGAGGCGCUGUUGUAGAUAAAGCACGUAAGAAGUUUUUUUGUUUUUUUUAAUUGUAAAUUGUUUAUUUCUGUAUAGAUUAACGGCGAGCCUACCGAGGCGUCGUUUCAACUGAGAAUGGGAAGACAAGAAGUGCCAGUUAGUCGUCCGCGUGACGUUGAAUGAAUGAUGAGGCUGAGAUUGAAGAUAGAUUAUGCGCCAUAUCCUUCAUUGUGACCAGUGACUCUGAACAGGCUAAGCAGUAGAAAAUGGAGGGAUAUUACAACCCCAAAGUCCACUACUGACUUUUCCCAUGAGUUUUUCUGUCACUGGGUCUCCACCCUGUGUUUUGGUGUUUUUUUUUUUUAAAUCAUUGUUUGGUUUUGAUUGACCGGACGAGCUGUUGAACCAGUUCUUAGCAUUUUUAUCAUCCUUUCAGCCUGCAACCUUUAUGAUCACCAGCCAGUCACGAUGCAGAAGUCGACCCGCACAUUUUUCAGCCUCUGAGGCAGCAUCAUGCGCAUGACGAUGGUGCUGUUUAAGGGGAGGGCAGAAAGAGUACAAAAGGUGCUGAUAUGCACUAAAAUGCAAUCAUUGUUCAGUUUCUGGGGUAGGUUCAGAUGCAUCGUGGUGGUUGUGGUGAAGUGGAGAGCGGAAAGGCUACGUGAAAGGUGCUGACAUGGAAGUCGGCCCACUGUUUUUUCGGCUUCCAGGGUAGUAAAUGGAAUAUGGCAGCAAGAUGUAUCGCUAUUGUGCGAAAGUUGGUGUCACAGACUGAGGUAUUGAAGUCAUCCUGCUGAUUUUCAGCUUUGUGGUGGGGGUGAAAUAGCGGAAAACAUGUUGCUGUUGGAUGAGUUGCAAAAUUGCAGCUGUGAGAAAGAGGACCUGCCUGUGGCUGUUAUGUGUCAUCGUUCCCGAUGUGGAAUGUGGCGCUGAAUCCGCUUGUGUAUUUUCAGGAACCUGUUCCUAUUAUGCUGGGCGCAGACCGAAUGUGUAAUAUCACUUGGCCCCACGUGUCGCUUGUGUGUUCGAAAAGUGUGGCUGGUGCUUUGCUAAAACUUUGGUUAAUGCUAAAUGCGAUCCGAGUUCAUAAUUCAAGAGCUGCAAACAAGUCAAUAUAAGUCAAUAUAUCACCAGAUGAGCCAACUUCCUGGUUGUGUUUUAAUGUGCACAAACACAGCAAUGAUGAUAUUGUCCUACAUUUUUUCAUGUGUUGAUGUCUCGUAUUAAGUACAUUCUCAAUGCUGAUUUGCUGGUCACAACGUGAUUUCAAGUUUUCAAACGCCAGUGGAUGAGCGAAUAAACAUACCCCCCCCCCACACACACACACACACUCACACACUCAAAUCGUAUCAAGCACGUCAUCGAAAUUGCCCAACCACAGAUUUGCACUUGUGUGUAAAACUUACUUCUUGGGUGCUAAUAGAUGCAUCGUUCAACACUUGAGCGCUUCGGGUUCAACUAUAUGUCACUUAUACAUUACUCCCAUUGUGACAGCUAAUGAUUAUUUUCGUAGAAGAUCCCCAAGAUGCAACCACAAUGGGUUCUGAGAGACUGUUCAAAGCUGGAUUGUUCAUAAGUUAAGACACAUUAAAUUUCAAUAAAUAAUUGCUGUUUUAGGUAAUGAAAAAUACUGUAAUGGUGGUGCAGACGAUAAGAAGAACAGGAGGCGUGUCGCGAAUUAAUAUACAACUUUACUUUUCACUCUCUCCAAAACAGGAAGUCAACUGAAAGUCCGCCACACACAAACAAACAACUCGUCCACAACACAGCCCACAAUUUGAAAGCAAACAAUAACACUGAAAGAUCAAUCGAUUAUCAGAGCACUUUUCAGAUUAGAUUAAUUUAUGAUCAAUUAAUUCUAACCAUUCUACUUUACUGGAUAUGUAAACAUGCCGUGAGAAACGCUCAACUCGUGUUCCGUCUGACUGUAACAUUAGAAGAGGGAUGGCAGCUGUGAAACCAGGCAUAGUAGAAAUGUGCAUCACUGCUGUGUGGACAUCCCAUGAGGAAAAAUUGAUACAAGUGGCAACCCACCAAGUCUCAGAUAAAAUCUGAGGUAUUCUGUGGGGUGUGUCAGCAGAAAAAUGUCAAUUUUCUUUGCGAAAAGAGCCGAUGCGGAACGGGGCGCUGAAGACGGCGUGCCAAUUUCCCAGUUUCUAAAGUCAUGUCAGAAAGCAGAAUGGUAUCUGUGUGAAAGUGGACCGCAGAAAACUGGGACCAGGGUAUGAAAGAUGUUUCAAAGGCCGUUGACGGGAACCCUUCAUGUGAAACCAUACGAACAAUCUGAAAACCAACUGACACAGCUGGCUUCUGUCAGGACUCUGUGACUAGAAUGACUGAAUUUACUAGACUUCCUCCAUCUCCAUCGAGAAUAGUUGUGAGAGGAGUCUCAUUUAUUACCGCCUAAUCUGAAAGGUGCGGUGGCCAAAGUCUUAAGUUUACGACGCCCCUCUCCAGCCUGUCCUCAGUGUUUCAUCCGAAUGUGCAAUUAAGUCGCUGAGGGCAAUGACCUUAGGCACACCCUGCUGGGAAGAAUGAGUUUAAGUCUUUUGAGGUUUGAUACUGACUGGUGUCACAAGGCUACUUGAACAUUCAUACCCGCUGAUGCAUACGUUGUUCUUAAAACAGUCCUGUUGUUGACAUGCUAAUAUUUUCUAAAUUGCUAGCAUAACACAUGAUCAACAAAGGUUCGUCAGCUUUUCAAUGAAAGUUACUCCUUUAGUCAAAAUGAACAGGUGGUUUUGAAGUGGCACCAAAUGGUCUUUCUAUCAAAGGAUGAUUUCAUCUGAAAUGUAUUACAGUACUACUUUAAGGUGUCAAGAUUUACCAAAGGUGAUACUGCAGUUGUGUAGUAAUUGGCUCCAUCUUGUGGCCAAAUGGCUUCAAUAUUACAGUAGACGAUUGUACCCAUUUUCCUGCUGAUCCAAAACAUACUGAGAGCUUAUAAGAAAUUUGGUUCCCAACGUUAAAGUACUUCCUUCUUUUCAGCCAACAACCGUCAGCCGACGAGUUAUAUCCCCGUACUUUUGUGUUUAACGUGUCACUGGAGUUCUGUCACCCCUCGACCCCUCUCGUUGGGGACUGUAGAAUAAAACCAGUGCAAGAAGACUGAAGAUUGUAAUAUAAAUGUGCCAACAAUAAAACACCAGUAUUUCA